This is a messenger RNA of Syzygium oleosum, 664 nucleotides long. Its product is annotated as ubiquitin-like protein ATG12. NCBI's taxonomy places the organism in Eukaryota, Viridiplantae, Streptophyta, Magnoliopsida, Myrtales, Myrtaceae. Gene Ontology annotation, biological process: autophagosome assembly; C-terminal protein lipidation; nucleophagy. The record is from RefSeq and is a predicted model, not a curated record. Bases 92 to 376 code for a protein of 94 amino acids. Gene Ontology annotation, cellular component: phagophore assembly site membrane; Atg12-Atg5-Atg16 complex; cytoplasm. The transcript is spliced from 6 exons.
AGGUCAAAUUCCAUAACUUUGCUUCGGCGAUCUUUUCGAAGUGCUUCCGCUCGAUGUUUUCUUGAAGCGAUUCCCAGUUUUCCGAUAGCAAAUGGCGUCCGAUUCUCCCAAUUCAGAUCGCAAGAUUGUUGUCCACUUGAGGGCCACCGGCGAUGCUCCCAUUCUGAAGCAAGCCAAAUUCAAGAUUUCUGGGGCAGAAAAAUUUGCCAAAGUGAUUGACUUUCUUUGCCGACAACUUCACCGGGAGACAUUGUUUGUCUAUGUAAACAGCGCAUUCUCGCCCAACCCAGAUGAACUGGUGAAUGAUCUGUACGAGAAUUUCGGCUUUGAUGGUAAGCUCGUUGUUAAUUAUGCUUGUUCUAUGGCAUGGGGCUAAAUAUCAGUAACAUCUGCCAAUGUAUCUGUACAUAAAUUCAAGUUUCACACUUCAUUGCACUAAGGAAGACACCAUCUGCUGUAAGACUCGGGAUUUCCAUCGAAAAAACUUAGUCAAAGUACAGAACCCGCACGUUUCUUACAUAUUUUUAUCUGUUUCUCAUCAUUUGGCCGAUGAACAAAGCUAGGUGGGAAUAUAUCAUCCAAGGAUUUAAACAACAAUGUGAUUUGAGUUGACAGGAGUUGUACUGGGUCACAUUAUUUUGGUAAUGAUAUUAUUUCCAUGUCA